AUGGCACCUGCAGCUACCGAAACACCAGCCACUUCAGUAUCGCCGAGUGAGCGUAGUGAGGCACCAAUCGAUGCCUUUCUGACCGGACUGUGCAAAUUUCAACCUCUCCCGAAUUUGAAAACGAUUCUUGUCACCGGAGGGGCAGGCUUCAUUGGAAGCUGGGUAACUCGACAUCUGGUCCGGCAGUAUGCCGAGACCUAUAAUGUUAUAUGUCUGGAUAAGAUGGAUGUGGUCGCUUCGCUGAACAACAUCCUGGACCUAUUUACCUGCACUAAUUUUCGCUUCCUUCAUUGCGACCUUAACGACCAACACACCGUCCUAUUUGCGCUUCAGUCCUACAGCGUGGAUUGUAUCCUGCACUUUGCAGCAAGCAGUCAUGUCCAAAAUUCGUUUAAUGACCCUUUCACAUUCACACAAAAUAAUGUGCUGGGAACCCAGAGCCUACUAGAAGCCGUUCGCUCCUAUGGUAAAAUUCAAAGGUUCAUCCAUGUGUCGACUGACGAAGUCUAUGGUGAAACGAACGGCCAAGUGGCAAUGGAGAAUUCCACACCAAUGCGACCGACAAAUCCCUAUUCAGCUAGCAAGGCUGCAGCAGAGAUGUACGCGAUGGCAUACCAAAAGAGUUUUGGUCUUCCUAUCAUUAUCGUGCGUAGCAAUAAUGUUUACGGACCAGGACAAUAUCCCGAAAAAAUCAUACCGAGGUUUGCAGGCUUGAUGCUCAAAGGUCAAAACCUCACGCUCCAAGGAAAUGGAGACAACGCCCGCCGCUUUCUUUAUGGAGCAGACGCAGCCGAUGCCUUUGAUACUAUCCUGCACAAGGGCGAGAUUGGUGAGAUCUAUAAUGUUGAUUCUAGCUACGAGAUAUCCAAUCGAAAGGUGGCAGCUAUGAUGCUAGCGUUAUUCGGCCAUGAUCCGGUCAAAGACUUUGGCAAUAUGAUCACAUGGCUGCCCGAUCGUCCAUUCAACGAUAAUGACUACGCAGUUGAUGGGAACAAACUUCAAGCACUCGGUUGGAAACAGCGAAUCAACUUUGAUACUGGAUUAGAGAUGACAGUCGAUUGGUACAAGAAGAACAUGGCGACUUGGUGGCACUGCCAGUUUGCGGAAAAUGGGAAGUAG
This is a messenger RNA of Penicillium waksmanii, 1119 nucleotides long. Its product is annotated as dTDP-D-glucose 4-6-dehydratase. Bases 1 to 1119 code for a protein of 372 amino acids. NCBI's taxonomy places the organism in Eukaryota, Fungi, Ascomycota, Eurotiomycetes, Eurotiales, Aspergillaceae. Gene Ontology annotation, molecular function: dTDP-glucose 4,6-dehydratase activity; oxidoreductase activity. The transcript has 3 exons. The record is from RefSeq and is a predicted model, not a curated record.